Messenger RNA from Sporisorium graminicola, 2490 nucleotides. RefSeq lists its product as uncharacterized. Bases 1 to 2490 code for a protein of 829 amino acids. Gene Ontology annotation, molecular function: beta-glucosidase activity. The transcript has a single exon. The record is from RefSeq and is a predicted model, not a curated record. NCBI's taxonomy places the organism in Eukaryota, Fungi, Basidiomycota, Ustilaginomycetes, Ustilaginales, Ustilaginaceae.
AUGCCAGGCAAGUACGCGGCCAACGAUCUUUCCGACGCCGCUCUUGGCUGGUCUGGCCUCCGCAUACACGAUGGACACUUCAUCGAUUCCUACGGUCGCACCAUCAACCUGCGCGGUGUCAAUGUUGCCGGGUCUUGCAAGCUUCCCGCUACGCCCAACGGCCUCUCUCACCUAUACGAAGGCUUUUACGAGUCGCACCGCAUUGUCUCAUUUGUAGGGCGGCCUUUUCCGCUGUCAGAAGCUCCAUUGCAUUUUGCACGACUCCGUGCGUGGGGCCUGCCACUCAUCCGUCUACUUGUCACGUGGGAGUCCAUCUCGCACAAGGGUCCCGGCGUAAACGACGUGGAUGGAGACUACAUUGACUAUCUCGAAAAGCUGUUUGAGCUCAUGGCCGAGUACGGCUUGAAGUGCUUCGUAUGUGCGCACCAGGAUGUAUGGUCGCGUUUCAGCGGUGGUUCAGGUGCGCCUGGAUGGACGUUCGAGGUGGCUGGCUUGGAUGUCGAGGCGUUCACACAGACAGGAGCAGCAUAUAUUCACUGCGUAGAUGAAAAGCUGAAACGGGAAGCGCAGCAGGGCUCGGCAAAGGGUAAGAAGGAAGCGAGCGGUGCCUUCCUGUGGCCAUCGGGCUAUCAGAAAUUGGCCGCCAGUACCAUGGCGACGCUAUUUUGGGCUGGAGACGCACUCGCUCCAAAAGCUACCGUUCAUGUUGAUGGCAAGCAGGUUGGGUUGCAAACGUACCUACAAUCCUCUUAUAUCGAAGCAUUUGGUGUGCUGGCAGAUCGACUGGCACCCUUGGAAGCUUGCUUGGGCUUCGAGCCCAUGAACGAGCCGCAUCGGGGGCUCAUCAAUCUGCACGACUUCCACUCUUGGAAUUACGAGACUGAUCUACACAUUGGUCACUUUCCUUCACUCAUUCAAGCACUCGCACUUGGAAGCGGAUACAAGCAAGACGUCAAGUUCUACGUCAAGACAUGGCCUGUCCCCACGCGCGUCUCACACACGGCCACCAUCGAUCCCAAGGGUAAAUCGUGCUGGCUUUCGUCAACUCAUGAUGGCAGCGCAGGACUCGGCACUUGCAUCUGGCGUGCUCACGGCGUGUGGGAAUGGGACGAGUCCAAGCAGGUGCCCGUCGUGCUGCAGUACGACUACUUCGAAAAGGAUCAUCGACAGGGACGCGAGGGUCAGCGCAUCGAAUGGUAUCGAGACUGUUACGCGCCCUUUUUGCGUCGAUUCACCGAGCGGGUCAAUCGCAAGGCUCCCUCGGCGUUCACGUUUGUCGAACCGAUCCCGAACGAGUUUGUGCCACCUUGGAUUCCUGCGCGCGUGAUUGAAGAUCCCGCUGUGGCCAAGCAGUACAAGGAAGCGGCGUACAGUCAGAAGUACGCUAUUCGCACGCUCAUCGAUACGCCUCGACCAGGCGGGGAAGCCGGAUUCGUAUAUGCGCCGCAUUUCUACGAUCUCAAUGUGCUCUUUGGCAAAGUCCACUCGUGGAUGAGCGUCAACGUUCAAGGUCUUAGCAGAGGCAUGUUCCUUCUCAAGGCGUUGCACUUCGGCGUGCAAGGUUUGCGCAAGAACUACUUGGCACAGAUCGGCAAGAUCAAGGAGCUCGCGUAUGCGUCGCUAGGUAGCGUGCCUAUCAUCAUUGGCGAAGUCGGGCUGCCGUUCGAUAUCAACGCCAGACAUGCUUACAAGACUGGCGACUAUUCGAAGCAUCACGAGCUGCUCGAUGCACUCAUCAACGCCAUGGAGAAGAAAGGGUUGGGGUUCACGCUGUGGAACUACAAUCCGGACAAUCGCGUCGAGUAUGGCGAUGGCUGGAAUUUUGAAGAUUUCAGCAUCACCAAUGGGGAUCACGACCACGAGGAAGGGAAAGCAGGUGGUGGCACGAUGGGGCUAAAACAGGAUUUUCGAAAUGCUGAGCACGAGGGCGAUGUGCUGUACAAAGGCGGACGUGCAUUGGACGUCAUCAUACGACCAUAUGCGGUCAAAGUGGCCGGCGUCCAGGUGUAUACCGAGUUCGACGUCGAGACCCUGUUCUUCGAGGUGCACUGGAGAAAUCUUCGCGAUGGCGGCGAGAGUGAGAAGUCGCAGGUGACAGAAAUCUUCCUCCCCGCCUACCACUAUAAGAAUCAGCGCUUCAGCAUCACCACCACCGACGCAGAGACCACGUUCAACGCUGAACUCCAGACGCUGUUCGUCAAGCAUACCGAUCUACGGGCUGGAGUGGUGCACAAGCUCAAGAUCGAGUUGGAUGACCCGCACGCACGAAGGAGAAACAGACUCGAGCAGAAGCGCAGGUUGGUCGAGGCGAAGGGACUGUUGGAUAGAGUAGGAAGGUUAGUGCCGGAAGGCGUGGUGCUGUGGUGGGAUGCAUUGAGUGCGGCACAGGUGUCGAGUCUGGUCGUGAUCGCGCUGGUGGUGGUGAUCGGAUUAUGGACGGCUGAUCACCAUAUGAAGCGAUUCAUGACUGAGGGGAAGGCAGAGUUGUAA